Talpa occidentalis (Iberian mole) is the source of this 4858-nucleotide messenger RNA. It is a transcript of the gene FAM193B, whose product is annotated as family with sequence similarity 193 member B. The record is from RefSeq and is a predicted model, not a curated record. The transcript is spliced from 10 exons. Bases 1 to 2706 code for a protein of 901 amino acids. Gene Ontology annotation, cellular component: nucleus; cytoplasm. NCBI's taxonomy places the organism in Eukaryota, Metazoa, Chordata, Mammalia, Eulipotyphla, Talpidae.
AUGACUCGGAGGCGGAGCAGGCCGAGCGGCGGCGCGGGCCGGCGCGAGCGGGCGCGGGUCGCUGGGCCGCAAAAGCCCCAGGCGCCCGAGCCCCCGCCGCCGCCGAGCCUGGAAGCGGGAGCGGGUGCUGGGCCCCCGGAGGCGCCGGCGGAACCCGACCGCGACGGCCCUAGGGAGGAGGACGAGCCCGGUCUGGCGCCCGGUCCGCAGGUUCCCCCCACCUCCAGCCAGUCUGUGCAGACUUGCUGCCUGCUGUGUCAUCGGGAACGCAAAGGCUGGGAAGAAGGCCCUUCCCAAAACGGACUGGUGUUGCAGGGUGAGAAGCUGCCCCCUGACUUCAUGCCAAAGCUCGUCAAGAAUCUCCUAGGCGAGAUGCCUCUAUGGGUCUGCCAGAGUUGCCGAAAGAGCAUGGAGGAAGAUGAAAGGCAGACAGGUCGAGAACAUGCAGUGGCGAUCUCCUUGUCACACACAUCCUGCAAAUCACAGUCUUGUGGGGGUGACUCCCACUCCUCUUCAUCGUCCUCUUCAUCGUCCUCAUCUUCCUCCUCCUGCCAUGGGAACUCAGGGGACUGGGAUCCCAGCUCCUUCCUGUCAGCACAUAAGCUCUCGGGCCUCUGGAACUCCCCACACUCCAGUGGAGCUGUGUCAGGCAGCUCGCUCGGGAGUCCUCCCACCAUCCCUGGUGAGGUUUUCCCCAUCUCGGAGCACCACCGGCACUCAGACCUCACUGCUCCGCCUAACAGCCCCACCGGCCACCACCCCCCGCCAGCAUCAUUGAUCCCAUCUCACCCCGGAUCUUUUGACUCACCACCCCACCCACACCUGCUGCCCACCACCCCAGCAGCACCUUUCCCUGCCCAGGCUUCAGAGUGCCCUGUUGCCGCUGCUGCCGCCCCACACACACCAGGGGCCUGUCAGAGCCCCCACCUGCCCUCCACCAGCAUGCCGCUCCUGAAGAUGCCUCCGCCAUUCUCGGGGUGCAGCCACCCUUGUAGUGGGCACUGCAGCGGGCACUGCAGUGGGCCUCUCCUGCCACCACCGAGCUCCCAGCAACUCCCCAGCACUCACAGCAGGGACCCCGGGUGCAAGGGGCACAAGUUUACACACAGUGGCCUGGCCUGCCAGCUGCCCCAGCCCUGCGAGGCAGAUGAGGGGCUGGGCGAGGAAGAGGACAGCAGCUCAGAGCGCAGCUCCUGCACCUCGUCCUCCACCCACCAGCGAGAUGGGAAGUUCUGUGACUGCUGCUACUGUGAGUUCUUCGGCCACAAUGCGCCACCCGCUGCCCCGACGAGUCGGAAUUAUACCGAGAUCCGGGAGAAGCUCCGCUCAAGGCUGACCAGGCGGAAAGAGGAGCUGCCCAUGAAGGGGGGCGCCCUGGGCGGGAUCCCUGGGGAGCCCGCCGUGGACCACCGAGAUGUGGAUGAGCUGCUGGAAUUCAUCAACAGCACGGAGCCCAAAGUCCCCAACAGCGCCAGGGCCGCCAAGCGGGCCCGGCACAAGCUGAAAAAGAAGGAAAAGGAGAAGGCCCAGUUGGCAGCAGAAGCUCUCAAGCAGGUGAAUCGCAGUGUUUCUGGAAGCCGGGAGCCAAGGUCUGCUAGGGAGCGGCUCUUGGAGUGGCCUGACCAGGAGCUGGAUCGGGUUAACAGUUUCCUGAGCAGCCGUCUGCAGGAGAUCAAGAACACUGUCAAGGACUCCAUUCGUGCCAGCUUCAGUGUGUGUGAGCUCAGUGUGGACAGCAAUGGCUUCUCUAAGGAGGGGGCUAAUGAAUCAGAUCCCCAGAGUCUGGCCCCCUCAAACUUCAAUGGCUCCUCAGAGCAGCGGCCUGACAUCAACCUUGACCUAUCCCCUUUGACUUUGGGCUCCCCUCCGAACCACACGUUACAAGCGCCAGGCGAGCCAGCCCCCCCAUGGGCGGAAAUAAGAGGUCCCCACCCACCAUGGACAGAGGUGAGGGGCCCCCCUCCCGGUAUCAUCCCUGAAAAUGGGCUAGUGAGGAGACUCAACACUGUGCCCAACCUGUCCCGGGUGAUCUGGGUCAAGACACCCAAGCCAGGCAACCCUAGUCCUGAGGAGACAAGCCCAAAAGAGGCCCCCAUUUGUAAGCAGGAGCUGCCUGAGCCCUUGGCCUCAGGGGGGAAGCCUCGGAAGGGCAAGAGACAGGGCAUUCAGGCCAAGAAGAAUGAAGCAAGCCCAGCUCCCCGAUCUCCAGCCAGCCUUGAGGCUCCUAGUGCCAAGGGCCAGGUCCCUAACCCCAAGCAGCCAGGCAAGGCCCCAGAGCCUCCCAAAGUAGGCAGCUGUGCAGAGAUUGGAGAGGGGAGCAGGGCAAGCCGGCCAGGACCUGGCUGGGCUGGCAGCCCCAAAGCUGACAAGGAGAAGGGCAGCUCCUGGCGAAACUGGCCAGGCGAGGCCAAGGCACGUCCUCCGGAACAGGAGUCCAUGCAGCCCUCAGGCCCAGCAAGGCCCCAGAGCUUGCCGCAGGGCAAGGGCCGGAGCCGCCGCAGCCGCAACAAGCAGGAGAAGUCAACCUCCUUGGAUGAUGUGUUCCUACCCAAGGACAUGGAUGGGGUGGAAAUGGAUGAGACUGACCGGGAGGUGGAGUAUUUCAAGAGGUUCUGUUUGGAUUCUGCAAAGCAAACUCGUCAGAAAGUUGCUGUGAACUGGACCAACUUCAGCCUCAAGAAAACCACUCCCAGCACAGCUCAGUGAGCCCCUGUAGAGUGAAGCUUCUUCAGGGUGUUGUGAAGACCCCGACUGCCAGCCGAAAGUCUACAGUUUCUUCCUCCAUAUCCCUGCCCACCUGCCCAACACCCUCCCCAUUCCUUGCCAUCCCGGACCAACCAAACGCUGAAUGGAUGCCGUGCGUGCUGGGGCCCUCAGGACCUCUGCAGAGCCACUUCCUGGUGCUACGCAGCCUCCACACUCAGAGCCCGGUGGCUGGGCUGGCCUGUGGGCCAGGGGCUGAUGGUACUGCUGGCCCAGCACUGCUCUUUGUGUUUGGUUUUUGUUUUUGUUUUUGUUUUUCGAUUCUUUACUUUUGAUACUGUGAAGAUCUUUCCUGCGAAAGAUAAAGCAACAUUUGGACACAGAGUCAGUGUAUUGGUUUGUGAUGAGUAGGGGUGAGGUGAGGACCCUACUCAGAAGCACCAUCUCUGCCUUAGUCACUGGACUUAUUCAGCAUAUACUUUAUAUCACCAGUUUGGCAAAGUUUCCACUUAAUACUUGCAGAAGCUCAAAGUAGGAUUAUCCUUUUUCACAAAUGAGGGAACUAUAACAUAAAGCUCAGUCUGAGUGAGAGCCCAGGUAUGUGUGACAGUCUCACCUGUACCCUGUCCCCCUGCUCGGAGAAUUCUGGUAGUUGAGCCUAGAGGGCCUCUUCCCCAUGCUGUGUUUCAGUUUCCCCAUCUGUAUGAGGGCUCAAGCCUUUAUGUGCUUUGUGCCUACAGCCUGGGUGGCUGGAGUUGGCAGGGCAAGUGGAGUUUCCAUACAUUAGAUCUGAUUUCCAGUGAGAAUGGGACAUGUAGCCUUAGUACUUGAGAGCUAAGAAGAUAAUGAGUCCUAUAAAGGAAGGCAUACUAGUACUUCCUCCUCUCCCCUAAUGGAUCUGAUUUGUAAACACAGAUUUGUAACUCAGGUUUUAAUAGGAUUGCUAAAAAUUACUCACACCCUUAUAUCCUAACCCUUUGUCCCAAGUGUGACUUUCUCUACUAAAACCAAGAUUAUAUGGGGAGUGAUGAAGGUAUAGUCACUAAGUUCUUUUGGGGGUGCCAUUUUUGUAGGCUCAGAAACCACUCCUUUCUUCCCCCCAGGUUGAACCCCACCACAGGUGCACAGCUAGUGCCAGCUCCUUCCAAAGCAAUGAAAAACAGUGUUGACCACAGGCUUCCAAUUCCUAAGCCCUGGCCUUCCCCAAUCCCCAGGGAACUGCAACGCUUCCCUGUGAAACCUCUACCUGUAUAUUUAUUACCAGUGAUCUCAACUCUUGCACCAGGCACCUGCCCUGCAGUUUAAUUGGCAUGGUUAACUAAAAUUCUCUUUCAUCAUUGACAAAUUGCAGGUCUAAUCGAGAACCCACUUCACCUACAGAGAACUAGACUCCUGUGAGUAGUGAUCAGAUGCCAGUGCCUUGCCUCUGCCUCCCACACUCAUUCCAACCACACUAAUAACCUUGUUCUCCAAAUUGGCCUGGCAUCCUUAGGUCUUCUGAUUUUUGCUGAUUAUCCUUUUAUGGAUUCUGCUCAUCCUUCACAUCCCAGUUGAGAGGGUACUUUUAUCAUGAGAAUCUUUUUGCCCUGCCUUUGUGAUAAUUCCAAAAGGGGUGCCUUGUCUGUCUUACCAUAAUUUUCUUUAACCUAAGAGUAGUUACUCAUCUAUAAUUGUGUCUCCUCAACUCACCAGCCAGGUUUGUGUCUUGCUCAUUUUCUCUCUCCUUGAAUGCUGUAUACAGUGACAGGGAGAACAGCACUGACCAGUGAAGCUGAAAUUUCUCUGACAGUAACAGCCUCACCUGCUCUGGGCCCGAUCUACUAAAACCAAUAUUAUAUGGGAAAUGAUGGAGACAUAGUCACUAAGUUCUUUUGGAGGUGUCAUUUUUGUAGGUUCAGAAACCACUCCUUUCUUCCCCUCAGCCUUAGCUGAUUUUGAUAGUCAAAUACCUAAGAAGUGUCCUACAUGGCACACGCCCAGUCCUACACCCCCUCUCACAUCGUGACCAGGCCUUCACUCCUGCUAUGCCCUCUAGCUGGUAGCUUCUCUUCCCCACUCCUGUGCUUAGGUUCCACAUUCCCCUGGAAGCACUGAUCCAGUCUCCUCGAAGCCGCCUAUUGUCAGGUACCCCAGGCCUCUAUUACAGCAUUUACAG